CUCUGGCGUGGGAGGGGCGAGCAGCCGGCGACCUGCCGCACCAAAGCGCGCCGCAGCCGGCGGGGCGCAGACGGGCUGGGGCGGGUCCAUCUGGGCGCACGGGGAGAGCGGGCAGCGGUGCGGCGCCAGCACGGGCAUCCUUAAGCUGAGGCGCGGGACGUGACUCAGGGAACACUCUUGAGCUUCGUCAUGGGAGCUGUAGUAGCUGAUGAUGGUCCAUCUGGUGUUAAAGCCCCCGAUGGAGGCUGGGGCUGGGCUGUCCUUUUUGGCUGUUUUAUCAUCACAGGAUUCUCCUACGCCUUUCCAAAGGCAGUCAGUGUCUUCUUUAAAGAACUUAUCCGGGAAUUUGGCAUUGGAUAUAGUGACACUGCAUGGAUUUCCUCCAUUCUGUUGGCCAUGCUUUAUGGAACAGGUCCACUCUGUAGCGUGUGUGUCAAUCGCUUUGGCUGCCGACCUGUCAUGCUGGUGGGUGGCCUUUUUGCCUCAAUGGGGAUGGUGACAGCCUCCUUCUGCACAAGCAUCGUUCAGAUCUAUCUCACUGCAGGUGUGAUUACUGGUUUGGGUCUGGCACUAAAUUUUCAGCCUUCGCUCAUCAUGUUAAACCGUUACUUUGACAAACGCCGACCCUUAGCCAAUGGACUAUCCGCUGCGGGGAGUCCUGUGUUUCUCUGUGCUCUCUCACCGUUGGGGCAGAUACUACAACAUGAGUAUGGUUGGCGAGGAGGAUUCCUUAUACUGGGUGGGAUGCUGCUCAACUGCUGUGUAUGUGGAGCAUUAAUGAGACCUUUGGAGCCACCCAAAAAGUCUGAAGCUACCAAAGAACCAGCUGAGAAGAAAGUGAAGAAAAAACUUCUGGAUUUCAGUGUGUUCAAAGAUGGUGGUUUUGUUAUCUACACACUAGCAGCAUCUAUCAUGGUGCUUGGCCUCUUUGUUCCCCCAGUUUUUGUUGUGAGUUAUGCCAAGGAUUUAAGAUAUCAUGACACCAAAGCAGCUUUUCUUCUGACUAUUCUGGGAUUCAUUGAUAUCUUUGCUCGGCCUAUUUGUGGAAUGGUAGCUGGUCUUAAAUGGGUUAGACCACGCUGUGUCUACCUCUUCAGUUUUGCCAUGAUUUUCAAUGGCUUUACAGAUCUCAUGGGUUCUAUGUCUGUUGAUUAUGGUGGCCUGGUGGUCUUCUGCAUUUUCUUUGGCAUUUCUUAUGGAAUGGUAGGUGCUCUUCAGUUUGAAGUUCUCAUGGCUAUCGUUGGUACUCAGAAGUUUUCCAGCGCUAUUGGUUUAGUGCUCCUGGCAGAAGCUAUGGCUGUUCUAAUCGGUCCACCAUCAGCGGGAAAGCUCCUGGAUGCAACAGGGAAAUACAUGUUUGUUUUUAUUAUUGCUGGAAUUGAAGUUACCACCUCAGCACUCGUAUUGGCCUUGGGAAAUUUCUUCUGCAUUAAGAAAAAAUCAGAAGAACCACAUACAAAAGAAGAAGCAGCAGAAAGAGAGGAAUUAAACAAAUCUGAAGACAAAACUCCUGAAGAUGCCAAGGUGGACUCUAUCGAAGUGGAGCAGUUUUUGAAAGAUGAGCCUGAAAAAAAUGGCGAAGUUGUAACUAACCCAGAAACGUGUGUGUGAGCAUGACAGGAAACCCACAAAGCGUUUAGAAAAGAAAGAUUUUCAGCACUAUUUAUUUUAGAAAUAGAACUAGUUUAGGGCUGGGCCAUCUGCUUUAUUAACUGGAGGCCGGUCAGUUUAUCAGGUCUAUCUGGAAGCUGAUUAGCUAGAAAACCUUUUAUCAGAAAAUUAGCUUUAUCAGUAAAAGGUGGAACAUUGUGGUUAUACUUUUUUAUGUAAACUAAAAAGCUUUUAUAAACAUAAGUAGAGUCUUGCUAUGCAUCACCAGAAACUUCUCCCUUGGAAGAGAUAUAGGAAGAUAUUUUCAGAAAAGCGGAAUUAUAUGCAUGUUGUCAGACAAUAUUGGUGAAAUCACUGUGUUGUGCAGCUAAACAUAGUUUCCCUUUCUGUGUUCUUUGUGAAGGGGAAAGAGUUGGAGAUGCAGAAAAAACUCAGGAACUUAAAGGUCUCCAUUAUUGAAUUUCUUACUUUUUUUUUGAUUUUUAGAUUAACUGGCUCAGCCCUAAUUUAAUUUUGAUAAUAUCUGUUACUUUGAUUUAUGUAAAUGUUAUUUCUGAGUUUUGUCUAAACCUGUAAUCUUUGUAAUUAUCAUCUGGAAAUACUGUACGUGCAAAGGCACAUCACAGAUACUGUCCUCAGCAGAUCAUAGAACUGGUAUUCCGAGGUAGCACUGAAAGAAAAGAAAAUGAGCAGAAUCGUUUCUGACAAACCAUAAGCAAACAAAGUUAGCCUACAUUUGCAUACACGGUUUUCAGUACAGUUUCCUUGCAGCACUGAAAAAUAUUUCAAGUAACAUGGAGAAGAUGGAUAUUAGGUUUAGUAGAAUGUUGUGAAAGAGUGUCCAUUUUGUAUAUAAAAGAAACAGUCCAAGUUUCCAGAUGACCUAUAAAUCAGAGCAGGUAGACUUGAGGAAGGGACUGGACUAUUUUGAAACAUGCUGUCCGUCUUUAAAAUGAAAUGCUAUCAACACAGGAAGGCCUUAACAUGAUGGGUUUUUUUGUUUGGUUGGUUGUGGGUUUUUUGUGGUUUUGUUUUAUUUUUUUUUUCCUAUUUACUCUACUUCCCUAUCCUUCUGCAUAAUCUAUGGAAGGUCAAAGGUGCCAUUUUUGCUGGUUGAGGAAACACGAUAGAACUGUUGAUCAUAUUUAUGACAGCAAUGCAUAAGAACCAAUCAAGAAUGGAGUCAGUUCUGCUACUCAUUACACAAACAGAAUGGGGAGUCUGGCCAGUCUUUAAAUCUUCUCUGACAUCGGUAUGGAGGAAGGAGAAGAAACGGAAACAGAACAGACAAGGCAGUGACAGCACGUCUGAAGAAAUGCAGAAAGGGAAAAGAUUCAUUGUGAGGAUGCUGAAUAGACAAGGAAGGUAAAAGGAAGGCAUUUUAUAUUAUCUUUUUUUUCACCCAAACACAUUCAAGAAAUGUAGUAUUUUACACAAAGUCAUGCUCCUGCAACCUACCUUUCAAGCAUGUUUAUAAAAAGCUCUCUAGGCUUUGUGACUGCAGUAACAAUUUUCAAAACAGACUAACUGUAACGGUUUCAGUUUUCUUGUUGGCAGCAAAGGACUAUCGGCCUUCAGGUACCAAAGCUGGUCCGCUUAAUAACUGAAAAACUAAAAGACCCUAAUCCAUUAAAACCCUGCAUCCCUUUUAAAAA
Molecule: messenger RNA, 3266 nt
Organism: Tyto alba (common barn owl)
Lineage: Eukaryota; Metazoa; Chordata; Aves; Strigiformes; Tytonidae
Gene: SLC16A3
Product: solute carrier family 16 member 3
Exons: 5
Coding region: 190-1611 (473 amino acids)
Biological process (GO): monocarboxylic acid transport; transmembrane transport
Cellular component (GO): membrane
Molecular function (GO): monocarboxylic acid transmembrane transporter activity
Source: RefSeq, a predicted model, not a curated record